Molecule: messenger RNA, 1011 nt
Organism: Candidozyma duobushaemuli
Lineage: Eukaryota; Fungi; Ascomycota; Pichiomycetes; Serinales; Metschnikowiaceae
Product: mitochondrial 37S ribosomal protein mS43
Exons: 2
Coding region: 1-1011 (336 amino acids)
Source: RefSeq, a predicted model, not a curated record
AUGAUCAGAUUAGCUUCGUCGUCCGUGACGCUAAGCCGUGGCGUCAAUAGACGUCUUGUAAGAUCCAUCUCAUAUGUCCUUCCCACGGUACCCACUUUGGAGAACCUCAGAGCCUCCAAGAAAGGUUUUGAUGGUCUAUUCUCUGCAGAAACCCUUGAAGAGCUUUGGUACAAACAAGGUCAACAUAUUGUGGAUAAGCUCAACAGCCAGCUUAGCCAAAGUUCUGUCACAAAUCCUCCUGCUGAUUUGGCCGAGUUGAUCACCUUGACCUUCAGCAAACCACAGUUGCAGGCCAUCUACGAGAAGGCUCUGGAAUUGCACAACUUGCAGUUUGCAUUGGAGUCUCUCAAGCCUAAUGACCAAGGCAAUGCAAAAAUCGAAAAAGCCGAUGUUCUGGCCCUCCUACAAACACCCACAAUCCAGACUGAGUUCUCAAAUGAGCCUUCUUCACCCGAGUUGAGAGAAUGGAUCGUGGACUCUUUUGGUUCCAUUGCCGAGUUCAGAACCCUUUUGCUCAACAACGCCAAGGGUAUCAAAGGAAAUGGUAUUACCUGGUUGGUGGCUCAAGCCACUUACUCCGACAGUGCCAUCAAGGCCAGUUCUGGUAUUUCUACUCCAGAGGUCUCUUACAACAAAUUGGCUGUCAUGAAUACGUAUAACGCCGGAACAGUGGAUGACUCUAUCCGCUCCGGUCAAAUUACAAAAUUAAAGGAGCAGAAAAAGGCCAAGGAGGAGGCACUCAAGAAGAGACAGCAGGAAAGACAGGAGAUUGAGGGUUCUCAAGUGGAGACUACCGAGGAAGUUCCAAAGGAGAACAGUACCACCUUGGGUACCGUGGAGGAGGCUGAAGAAGCUUUCUCUUACAGCGAUCGAAAGAUUAUGCCACUUUUGGCCAUCGAUGCCUCAAUGAAGGCCCAGUACUUGGACAACUUGUGGGAUUGCAUCAACUGGGACGUGGUUGCCUCUAGAGCCCCUAAGCGUUUCAAGCCUUCUGUAGCUUUUGACAAUUAA